AUGGCGGAGCGUCUCCGUGGUGGGAACUACAGGAAGUUGGUGGUGACAGAGAGUGGGCACCCGAUCAAGAGGCAGUUUUGGGUGACUCUCAUGAACAGGACUAAAGAGCUCGAGCCCGACCAUGUAGAUGCGUACAUGAUGACGCUGAGGCAUAGGCUGGUGAGCGGUACAGACCUGCUUCAGGACAUCGAUCACAGGAGCCAUAUCAUAUUGGAUGCGGAAUUCUUCACUUAUUUGGAUAGAGAAUACAAUGAGCUUAUGGCGAAUGCGCGCCGUAUGUUUAGCUCUCCUUCAGAGCAGCGUUUUAUAAACUCUGAGGCAAUUGUGAUGGGGUGGCAGUCGCACGCCAACCGUAUGUAUUCAGUGUAUGGCAGGGGUACCUCAUCGAGUCAGGGAGAUUGGAUGGAUGCCAUUGCGGUCAUUGUUCCUGUGUUUGUCCUUCAGCGUUUCGUUAUCUGUAGCAUUGAUAUGCUCACGGGUAAAUGCCGCGUCUUUGAUCCGAACUUGUAUCGGAUCCUGGCACAGGAACGCCACGACAUGCUGCGCGCUCUUGCUCCUUUGGGCCUCCUUUUCUACCGGGUGCUUGAGGUGUCCCUUUGGUUCGAGCGGACACGCAUUGUGGAGAACCCGAGACAGAAUCUCGAAUGGCGUCAGCUCCAGAUCGAGUAUGCCGAUCCUGCCGAGCAGUUCACACAGGCUGACCGAUGGAGCUCUGGUGUUUUCGCGUGCAUGGCUGUAGAGCGUUUGAUCGCAGACUCGCCGAGCCUGUCAUGGGGCAAUGACCAUGUUCAGGAGUAUAGGCACAAGAUAGGCAGUGCCAUCUAUGAGUUCUGCACGACCCCCAAUACACUUUGA
Messenger RNA from Salvia miltiorrhiza (redroot sage), 855 nucleotides. RefSeq lists its product as uncharacterized. Lineage: Eukaryota; Viridiplantae; Streptophyta; Magnoliopsida; Lamiales; Lamiaceae. The record is from RefSeq and is a predicted model, not a curated record. The transcript is spliced from 4 exons. Bases 1 to 855 code for a protein of 284 amino acids.